Molecule: messenger RNA, 4422 nt
Organism: Nerophis ophidion (straightnose pipefish)
Lineage: Eukaryota; Metazoa; Chordata; Actinopteri; Syngnathiformes; Syngnathidae
Exons: 4
Coding region: 322-1092 (256 amino acids)
Source: RefSeq, a predicted model, not a curated record
AAGGCUGCUUGCUGCAUAUCUGGUUGCGUUAUGCGGAAUAUGGGCCGAACAGUUUGCAGGGAGCACAUCUUUUUAGCUCAGUUUCAGCUUCUGAUACACACUGUUAUGUUUGCCAUAAUUGACACUGGCAUUGUCUGCUGCAUAUGCAGACAUGUUUUUGAUCUCUAAACCAGACUGCCAGCAGCUGGUUUGUUAUGGCUUCUGACGUUUCGUUGCUGUCACUAUAAAAAUCCAACAGGACAUGUUGGAUGCCUUCAUCAAAGUGAAAAUACCUUACCACAAUGGGAAAACACUUAUUUGUUCCUUUAUUUGAGGCGUCGGAUGCCAUGGAAAAGGCCACAGGCCAUCCCUUUAGCUGUGGGCGAGUCACUGAAAAUCUCCCGGUCCACUUUCUGUCACGUAUACGGCGCACUUGCUGCGCAGAGUUGCCACUUCGUGGAUGCACAACGACCAGUCAGGCAGGAUUGCAGCUUCCUGCCGUCAUCGUGCGGGGUACAUGGACCAUUGAGGAAUGACAUCGCUGAGCAGAAGCGGUGUCUCCAUCGGCCAUGUCUCCCCAGCUCCUGCAACCUGCUAGUCCAGCAAACUGCAAGCUUCCGGAGUUCUGGCAGAGCGACCCGGCAUCAUGGUUCCAGCACAGAGUCAUUUUUCAACCUGCGGGGAAUCGACGGCGACGACUCCCAGUAUCACUUGGUGGUGACGGCCCUUGACUGGGCGACUACUCGCCGCGCUAUGCAGCUUUUGCGGAACCCUCCACAGAGCGGCAAAUACGCCGCCCUCAAGAAUCUCCUGCUUUGGAGGUUUACGCUUACUGACACUGAGAGGGCAGAUAGACUUCUUUCCCUGCCGGGUUUGGGCGAUGGCACCGCCGUGGAUUUGAUGGACAGUAUGCUGUCGCUGCUGGGAUCUGAAGAGGGCGGGUUAAUUUUCCCACACCUUUUUUUGCGACGGCUUCCACCGGUGGCCCGUGCGGCGAUUACCGGGGCUUGGCUGAAGAAGCUGACCGGGUGCUUGUGGCUUCCAAGCGGUUUGCCGUGCAGAGCGUGGAAGCACCCCCGCUGCAGACGACGGAGAACGCGGACCCAGCGGUAGUGGCGGGAGUCACUACCCGGAAAAAGCAAACAACAGGCCAGUGCUUCUUCCAUCAACGUUUUGCCGCUAAAGCCCGGCGGUGUGUCACUCCAUGCUCCUUCACGGCCCAGGGGAAACUCCAACGCCGGCGUUCAGUAGCGGCUGUGGGCUCUGGCGAUGCAUGUGAGCUGCUUUUCAUCGCUGACUCGUCGUCGAGGAAACGUUUCCUGGUGGACUCCGGUUCACAAGUCAGCCUCCUACCUGCCACGGACACGGACAAGGCGACGGGUGGCCGUGGGCCACUGCUGAAUGCCGCCAACGGCUCAUCAAUCGACACUUUCGGCUCCAGGUUGGUGACUGUGUCCUUCCAUGGACAUAAUUUCCAGUGGGAUUUUAUCAUCGCCGUCAUCGCGGUCCCCAUUAUUAGCGCGGAUUUUCUGUGUGCUAAUGGACUGCUUGUUGAUGUUGCUAACUGCCGAUUGAUUGAUGCUGUGUCUUUUUCAACUUUUACAUGUAAGGCAGGGGGACUUGGAAUAUUAAGGCAUGCUAAUUAUUUGGUAUAUGGUGACGUUUUUCAGCGUUUGCUGGCGGAUUUUCCGUCGUUAACCACUCCCGCUUUUUCCACCGAGGACAGCAAACACGGCGUUGAACAUUUCAUUCCCACGGUGGGUCCACCAGUUUUUGCGCGCCCACCGCUAUGGAGGAGUUUGCUACUCUGGAGUGUUUAGGCAUCGUUAGGCGUUCUAAUAGCCCGGUUCAUGGCACCCUUGUGGGGAUUUUCGCCGCCUUAAUAACAUCACAACGCACGACCGCUACCCUAUUCCGCACAUCCAGGACUUUUCGGCGCGCCUGGCUGGUGCCGCCAUUUUUUUGAAGGUAGACCUAGUUCGGGAUUAUCACCAGGUCCCGGUGCACGCCGAGGACCUGCCCAAGACCGCAGCAAUAACCCCGUUUGGGCUUUUUGAGUUCCUGCGUAUGCCUUUUGGCCUGAAGGGGGCAGCACAAACCUUUCAAAGAUUAAUGGACUCAGUGUUGCGCGGGCUCGAUUUUGUAUUUGUUUAUCCUGACGAUAUUUUGGUGGCGAGUCCUUCAGCUGAGGAGCACCAGUCACACUUAACACAGGUGUUCAAACGUCUUGACGAGCACGACCUUAUCGUAAAUCCUUCUAAAUGUUAGUUUGGGCUGUUGGAGAUUAAUUUUUUAGGUCACCGUAUUUCGUCGUAGGGUGCGAUUCCUUUGCCUUCGAAGGUGCAGGUGGUGGCGGAUUUUCCUCGUCACUCCACUGUCAAAGCUCUACAUGAGUUUUUGGGCAUGAUCAAUUUUUAUAAUCGGUUCCUUCCGCGCGCUGCCCACCUCCUGCAGCCUCUUUAUAGUGCCCUACGUAACAAAAAGGCUAACGAUUCCCUCGAAUAAAUUCCUCAGUAGGUCCAAGCUUUUCAGAGGGCUAAAUCUGUGCUCGCAGGGGCUGCUCUUUUCGCCCACCCUGUUUCCACGGCACCCGUGGCUUUGACGACGGAUGCAUCUGAUGUCGCCUUGGAUGCUGUGGUUGAGCAGCGGGUGGCGAAUGUGUGGCAGCCCCUUGCAUUCUUCAGUCGCAAACUGCAAGUUAACGAGCGGAAGUACAGUGUAUUUGACCGAGAAUUGUUAGCACUGUAUCUCGCGACACGCCAUUUUCAUUUUCUAUUGGAGGGUCAAUCUUUCACGGCUUUUGUUAACCACAAACCCCUGACGUUUGCCAUGUCAAAGGUCACGUAGCCUUGGUUAGCCUGUCAGCAGCAUCACUUGUCGUCCAUCUCUGAGUUCACUACGGACAUUUAGCAUGUGGCCGGUAAGGCCAACCCUGUGGCUGAUUGUCUCUCACGCGUACUCGUGUGCCCCGUGCAGCUCGGUUUCAAUUUUUCGGGAAUGGCCGCUGACCAGCCCGACGACCCCGGUAUCCGCGCACUCAAAGCUGAGGGUACGGCGCUUGUGCUCAAGGAGGUGGUGGUGCAGGAUGGCGGUCCCGCCCUCUUUUGUGAUGUGUCCACUGGCCGCCAUCGGCCUGUCGUCCCGGUAGGCCGGGUUUUUGACGCAAUACACUCACUCCAUGUCGCACCCUGGCGUUCGGGUUUCCGUCAAGUUGGUUGGUGCCAAGUCUGUUUGGGCUGGCCUUAGGAAGGAUGGUAGGCGGUGGGUAGAUGCAUGCGUGGCAUGUCAGCGGGCUAAAGUCCACCGGCACACUAAGGCGGCCCUCGAACCAUUUACGAUUCCGGUCAGGUGGUUUGACCACGUGCAUGAAGACUUAAUUGCCUCCCUCCCUCUGUCGCAGGGUUAUACACACUUGCUAACGAUGGUAGAUCGUACUAUCAGAUGGCCAGAAGCGGUUCCUCUUUCCUCCACUCUCUCUGUAGACGUUGCCUGUGCGUUUCUGUCGGCAUGGGUUGCGCGUUUUGGCACGCCGUCCCAAUUCGUGUUGGAGCUUUGGUCAACGUUGGCGCAGUCAUUGGGUGUGCAGGUGCACCGUACUACAGCCUACCAUCCCCAGGCUAACGGCUUAUGUGAACGUUUUCACCGGUCGCUUAAGGCGGCUCUGCGUGCGGCGCUCGUGGAUAGCUAUUGGGUUGACCGUUUUGCUUGGGUUAUGCUCAGGUUGCGCUCGGCCCCUAAAGAGGAUCUCGCUGCGGCCCCCGCUAAAUUGGUGUUCGGUUAAUCACUCCGCGUUCCGGGUGAAUUUUUACCUGAGGUUGGUGCCCCGCGAUCGUUUCCCUUUUGGCCGAGGGAGUCCUUGGCUCCUGGCCCGGUCCACCACUGUUUCUCUAAAUUGUUUGUGCCAUCGGAGCUUAAAAAUGCCCGUUUCUUUUUUGUACGUCACGAUGCCCACCGUUCGCCCCUCCAACCCCCUUAUGAUGGCCCAUUCAGGGUUCAGGAACGCGGUCCUAAGGUUUUUGUGCUGGAUAUGGUCGGGCGCAGGGAAUGCGUUUCUUUGGACAGAAUUAAACCGGUGCAUUGUGUUGCAGGUGAUGAAGUGCUGCCUGGCCAAGUCCCCCUCCGAAAUCUGUUAGGGUUGGAUGUCCUCCGCCUCCACAGGGCCCUGAUAUUGGUAUUUCCCCACAGGGUACACCCGCUCCCCCUCGGGAUGGAGGUUUUACCCGUUGCGGCAGGCGAGUGAGGCCCCCUGUUAUGUUUUCCCCAUAAUUUGCAGUCUGGGUGUUCGGGGGCGGGGGCCUGUGUGGCGGGCACUAGGACCAUGCUCACACUCAGAGAAGGGGUGUGGUUUGCGUUUUGGGAAACCACUUGAAAAGUGCAUGUUGUGAACGUUCCUGGCUCCCUCUCUCUCUCUAUCUCAUGUUGGCAGUCUACAAUAAAGACCUG